AACAUCGAGUACAUAACACGUAUCUACGCUGUUAACAACAUGGCAGCAAUUAUUGUUGCUCUGAUUGCUUUAUUGGGUCUUAUGUCACACGCUACUGGUCUAGUGGGUGGAGAAGUAUCAUCGUCUGCUUGUCUGCAUACAACAAUAACACUUGACCCUUACGAUAUCACAAAGACGGCGUAUGCAUACAGUACGCUCUAUCAUCUCUGUGGAUAUAAAACCUGCACGGGCUGGCAGAAGUAUGAAUAUACUUACGUGGAUACCGCAUACAAUACGGCCACUAACUGUCUUGAUGGCAGCACCAGGCUAUUAACACCAUCGUCGCCUCUGAUGUCUGAUUUUUCGAUGACAGCUGCACCGACGAUAGCAGUUACAAGUGAUGUCCAACCAACGGAACAGCACUUGUUCGAGUUUCCGAGUAGCCUGGCGGGAAAGUCUAUCGCCUGCACCGAGUCUAACCACACGACCAACAUGCUAGGGAGCACCUACUCCUGUUACAACAUCAGAACGAAGUGA
Messenger RNA from Priapulus caudatus, 516 nucleotides. RefSeq lists its product as uncharacterized. The transcript has 6 exons. The coding region runs from base 40 to 516 and encodes 158 amino acids. The record is from RefSeq and is a predicted model, not a curated record. Lineage: Eukaryota; Metazoa; Priapulida; Priapulimorpha; Priapulimorphida; Priapulidae.